Molecule: messenger RNA, 876 nt
Organism: Miscanthus lutarioriparius
Lineage: Eukaryota; Viridiplantae; Streptophyta; Magnoliopsida; Poales; Poaceae
Source: the annotation of a GenBank genome assembly
AUGCUGUACAUCGUCGGGCUCGGGCUCGGCCUCGGCGACGAGCGCGGCGUCACGGUGUGGGGGCUCGACGCCGUCCGCCGCUGCGCCAGGGUCUACAUGGAGGCCUACACCGCCCUCCUCGUCCUCGGCCCCGACCCUCCUUCCAGGCUCGACAAUCUUGUGCGUGCGUUUUCGAUCAGGGCUGCCGACCGCCUGUUCGCUCAAAAGCCUGCCUUGACACAGGCCGUCGCUCUCGCACUUCCCCGUCGCGUUCUCCCUGCAGGAGAAGCUGUACGGGAAGGAGAUCACGGUCGCCGACAAGGAGAUGGUGGAGGAGGAGCGAGGCGACCAGGUUCUGCGCUCGAGGCCGCCGGCGCCGACAUUGCCUUCCUCGUCGUCGGACACCCGUUCGGUUCCGAUGAGCCUUUCAGGAAGGCAGCACACACUGAUCUGGUCGUUCGAGCCAAGCGAAUGGGGAUACAGGUGAAGGUGAUCGACAGUGCAUCCGUCGUGAACGCAGUUGGGGCCAUACGCGAUCAGUUCUACCCGGCGAUUGUGAACAACCGCUGGCUCGGGCUACACACGCUUUGCCUACUAGUCAUGUCCAAUUCCAGAGGAACGAAGGUGUAUGAACCACCGAGAUUCAUGACUGUAAACACUGCAAUAAGCCAGCUUCUGGAGCUGUUGGAAAUGCGUGGAGAACCAGAGCCGGUAUAUGAUGCGGAUUCACUGUGCAUAGGCGUGGCUCGCCUUGGAAGUGACGAUGAGAGGAUCCUUGCUGGCCCUAUGGGGAAACUCGUCGAUGCAGAUUUUGGCCCACCCCCUCACUGCCUCGUCAUAGUGGGGGAGACUACUCCAGAGGAAGAAGAGAUGCUAGAAUUUUACAUGAUCAAGUAA